AAAGUCUUACGUUCCAUCUUCUCUACAGGACAAGAGUCUCCCAAGAUAUAUAUACCCACUAAUACCCAAAUCCAUAGACACAAUCUCCCUCUAUAUAUCCAUUUCUCCAAACGAAAACAAAAAAAACAUUAAGCCAAGAACCGCAUAUACGAACCAAGAACACAUCAUCGUUAGUUCUAAUUAUGAAGAAGGAUACAUGCAAGGAAGGAUCAUCAAUCUCGAGAAACUCAUCGGUGGGAUACUAUGAUGAACGGAUGCCAGAGGGUGUUCCGUUCGAGUGGGAGAUGCAGCCAGGGACUCCCAUUAAUACUCAACCACGGGAGGUUGUUCCUCCAUUAAGUCCUCCUCCAGCUAUGCUCAGCCUCGGCCUCCCCAAGCCAUCCAUCUCCAUCGAAGAGCCAAAGAACUUUGUGUUUCCAACGAAGCUGAAGCUGCGGAAUUGGAAACAUCUUCAUUGCAAGAGAUAUUUUUCUAGAUUGACUAACAAAAUGGUUUUGUCUUCAAUUUGUUUGUACCCUGAUAAACGCUACAUGUGGAAAAAAUGAAUCAAACGUAUGGAAAUGGGCCGGGGUCGGGCAAGAUUUUUUUUAUAAUAAUAACAAUUUUUUAAAAAAGUUGAGGACUUAUAGGCCUAUUGACAAAGAUUUUCUAGUAAAAUUUUCUAUCAUAGGUUUUACCAUCUAAACAGCUAGCGUUUGCUUUUAUGUUGUUCUAAAUCUGUUAACAGUGUUUUU
Molecule: messenger RNA, 734 nt
Organism: Arabidopsis thaliana (thale cress)
Lineage: Eukaryota; Viridiplantae; Streptophyta; Magnoliopsida; Brassicales; Brassicaceae
Product: oxysterol-binding 4B-like protein
Exons: 1
Coding region: 183-545 (120 amino acids)
Source: RefSeq, marked reviewed